Molecule: messenger RNA, 7110 nt
Organism: Rattus norvegicus (Norway rat)
Lineage: Eukaryota; Metazoa; Chordata; Mammalia; Rodentia; Muridae
Gene: Slx4
Product: SLX4 structure-specific endonuclease subunit
Biological process (GO): positive regulation of telomere maintenance; double-strand break repair via homologous recombination; telomeric D-loop disassembly
Cellular component (GO): Holliday junction resolvase complex; chromatin; nucleoplasm
Molecular function (GO): DNA binding; enzyme activator activity
Source: RefSeq, a predicted model, not a curated record
UUCCCUUUCCCCUCCUUCCCCCUCUUUCUCCAUGUGUUCCUGGCUGGCUUUCCUCUCCCCUCCCCCUUUCUCUGCCUCUACUCCCUUCUCAAUUCCCCUUUCUAUGCCUCCAAAUAAACUCUAUUACGAUAUCCGUCAUACGUCUGGUAGCUCAGGGGAAGGGAUGCCUCAGCAUGGACCAGCCGCACCCUAGAAAUCUUAUCCUUGGCUUAAAACAAACAAACAAACAAACACAAACAAACAAACAAACAAAACUACCUUAAUUUAUAUCUUUAAGAAUACAAAACGUGUGGUCGUCUCUCCAGGUCUACUCCUUCGAAUGAUCCCAGUGUUUUUUCAGUGACUGAUCAAACUCUCAGUUCCCAAUUCUAUUAUCGAACAAUGUCCUCACUGAAUCUGGCGUUUCUUCCACACAUACACAUCCCAUUAGGGGAUGCCACUUUCUUUUUUCCAUUUAUUUAUGCAUAUGUCUGCAAAUACAUGUACAAACCAGAAGAGGGCAUCAGAUUCCUAUGGGACUACAGUUGGAGAUGGCUGUGAGCCACCAUGUAGUUACUGGGAAUUGAAUUCAGGGCCUCCAGACGAGCAGCCACUGCUCUUAACCGAUGAGCCAUUCCCCGUUACCGCACUUCUUUAAAAGCGAUCAUCACUACCCUCAUCCCAAGCUUCCUCUGCACUUAACAGAAUUUAUGCAGCGAGCGCUAUCACCGCGUACAGAUUAUAGUCCUGGCUCGUGCGGCCUCACACCGACCGGAAACGCCCUAGCCACUGUGGAACACCGGAAGGCGACCCUCAUCCCGCUUCCCACGCUAGGACCACGUACAUAGUUUUGCGCACGCGCAGACCCUGCACCUGCGCACUCGUCAUUCUUCGCUCGCAGGCCUCAGGGCGCAAGCGCAGCCCCGCGGCUCUCCGUUAAGAAGAUACAGAGUUAGAUGAACCUAUGUCCUUUAUCACUGUGGAGACCUUGGAGAAUCACCUGAUCACAGAGUUCACAUGUGUUCUAUCCCAGAGGCAGCUGUUGGACAACAAAAGAGGGAAGUUUUUAAACAAGUUGUUUAACUACGGGUCCAAAUUGAAGAAAGAUAUGAAAGUCAUUAUGGAGAGGAGUACAGUACUUGGUUUGCAAUUGUGCAAAGUCUCCAAGUAAAUCAGAGAGAAGACAGCUGUAGUGAGGCCAGAGGUGUGGUACAACCUCAGUGGGCUCACGCACGAGCGCCGCAUCUGUGGACAUGUUGCCAGUCCGGUCCUCACUCCCCUAAAGACAAACACGAAACCUUAAAACAGGUCAAGUGAUGGAUGAGUCAGAUGAUGAUUUCAAAGAACUCUGUGCCAGCUUUUUCCAAAGGGUGAAAAAAAAUGCGACCAAAGAAGCAUCAGGAGAGAGGACGAGGCGGAAGGCCUCCGGGCACACUCAGGAAAGAGGCAAACGGAAAGAAGCCAGCCAAGCUGUCGCCAGGAGCAAAGCCCUUCAAGGCCCUUCAGAGAAGAAACCUCGAUUAGGCAGCCAGACCUCUAGGACUAAAAAGCAAAGGGCACCCAAAUCUCAAGAAGGGGACCCCGCUCUCCCUGUGAAUGGAAAGGGAGGUGUUCUUGCUCCUACCCCAGAUCAGCCUGUGUUGUGUGAAAGACCACAGAGCACUCAGACAGAGAAUGCUCCCAAUGGCGACUCCACGACGACUGGUAUGCCAAGCCCCUCCAAGCCCAGAGCCUCGGAGCUGGUUCUCCAACGGAUGAAGCAGUUCAAGAGAGCGGACCCUGAGCGCUUGAGACAUACCUCAGAAGAAUCCCCCCUCAAGACUGCACCGGGAGAAAGUGUCCCAAGGAGCCUGCAACAGGAGAUAGUGGCGGGAAACGAGUAUAAACCCAAGCUUCACAACACAGACAGCGAUGCUGCAAUGGCCCUGGCCUUACAGCAGGAAUUUAGAAAGGAGGAAGCUUCCUCACGUCCUGACAGCCUGGAGGAGAAGGGCUUGUUCUUCUGUCAAAUAUGUCAGAAAAACCUCUCAGCAAUGAAUGUGACUCGGAGGGAGCAACAUGUGAACAGAUGCCUGGACGAGGCAGAGAAGGCACUGAGACCUGCUCCACCUCAGAUCCCUGAUUGCCCAAUAUGUGGUAAACAGUUCCUCACCGCCAAGAGCCGAAUCAGUCACUUGAAGCGGUGCGCAGUGAGGAUGGAGGUAGGCCCUCAGCUCCUGCUUCAGGCUGUGAGGCUGCAGACAGCUCAGCCGGAGGCGGGCAGCAGCCCUCAGGUACCCAGUUUCAGCAACCAUGUUGGAGAUUUGAAACGGAAAGGAACCACCAAUAAGAGGGAGCCACAGAGGAGAUGGAAAGUCAGUAAACCUGAGGCUCCGUCCGAAGACCUGCUGGUGGCCAUGGCUCUGUCUCGUUCUGAGAUGGAGCACUGUCCAGUUGUGCCCCCACUCAGACUGGAAAAUGCUUAUUCUGAGAAGAAGGGGCCAGGAGCAGAGAAGAAAAGUCGCAGGAAGAGACCCCCGGUGUGUCCCCCACAGUUGGUAACCCAAGACUCUGAGACCACAAGUAGACAGAUCGAGGAUCGUGUCGCCCAGCUCCUGUCAGAGGAAACAGAACUGGCUUGUACCCCACCACUUCCUGCCAGCAAGAUUUCUAAGGAAGAACGGGAACACGCAAGCUGGCGAGUGCGGCAGCCUGAAGGGAGGCGGGGCUUUCUGUGGGAACUCAGUGCCCUUACAGGAGCCUGGGUUAAGGAGUCCUUCUACACAGUGGGCCUGCUUCCUCCACUUGUGUCCCAGUGCCCUCCCAAGGAGCCCGAGCUACCCCUGGAGCUGCCCAAACAACAAGAGCCAAGCACACAGAGGCCACCUGCUUCCCAGAGCAGCCUCCCCGUGAGCCACAGCCCCAAGAGCCAGCUGCUGUCCUCUAGCCAGAGGGAAGGCCAAGCUCUUCAGGACCUUGUGGACUUGGCAGUCGAGGGGCUGAGCUCUAGUCCAUGCUCCAGGAGUGCGGGCAUGCCCACAGGGUUGGACUUGGUACCUAGCAGCCUUCCACUGACGGGAUUUGUUCUACCAUGUCAGAAGACCCUUAGGAAGGAUGACAGUGUCGCACUCUCUCUUGGGUUAUUGGCAACAGACUUUGGGGCCAUGGUCAAUAAUCCGCACCUGAGUGAUGUCCAGUUUCAGCUUGACAGCGGAGAGGUGCUGUAUGCCCACAAGUUUGUUCUGUAUGCUCGGUGCCCACUUCUUAUUCAGUGUGUAAAUACGGAAGGCUUCUCUGCUGUAGAGGAUGGGGAUCUGACCCAGCGUGUCCUGCUGAGUGACGUGAGCUCUGAGGCUGCCCACGCAUUUCUGAACUACCUCUACACGGCAGACACUGACGUGCCUCCCAGCCUGGCUCCUGAUCUGCGUUCCCUGGCCCUAAGGUUUGGUGUGAGUGACCUCGUUGAGCUGUGUGAACAAGUGCCUGCCACAGCAGACUCAGAGGGAGAGCAGCCAGAGCACAGCGAGGAUUGUGAGAGCAGAGCAGAGAACUUCCAAGCGCUCCUGAGGUCCGUGUGGGGGAAUGAAGAGGAGGAAGCGGAGACUCUGUUGAAACCUGAGGUCUGUGAAGAAGACAGAGAAAAAGUGAAUGAGGCGGAAAUGGACGAGAUAUAUGAAUUUGCAGCUACGCAGAGGAAGCUUCUCCAGGGGGAAAGAGCAGCAGCCACGGAUGGGAACACUAACCAGCACGGGGAGGACAGUCCAGUUUCUGAGCCUUCCCUGGCAGGUGUCCAGAAGGACAGACAGCUCGAAAAUACAGAGCAAAUGGCGUCUGGGUUAGAAAGAGAAGAGGUACAUGAAGGAGAUUCCAUUCCACUGCAGGACCAGUGCCCAGACUGGGCAGGGAAAGCAGAGGCCCAGGAUGCACUGGAGGAGGCAGUUGACCACCCUGGCUUCUGCAGCCCUUCUGACAGCCUCCAAGAGACAGGGAAAGAAUGCUUGCCUUUGCACCCAGCCCAGGCCCAUGACUGCAAACAGCUCCUUCCAUCAAAUCAAAGAGCGUCAUUGGAACUGUCACAAGUAACAGUUGGUCAUGAAGAGCAGAGUGACCGCGUCAGGGAGAGGCAGGCAAACAUGGCCCAGGCACCUUCUCCACACCCCUGCUGCCUCCCGUCACAGUCUUCUGUGGGUGACAGUCCCAGCCAGUCAUGGCUUCACCUAUACCACACAAGCAGUUUGUCACCCUCAGUGUCCCAGUCACACAUUUCCAAGGUGGUGUCCCCAAGCUCACCGUCUCCAGUUACACCAGCUAAGCAGAGGAGGGACAGUAACAUUCUCACAUUACGGAAAGAAGCAGGCCACCACAAAGGCAGACAAAACAGCUCCAAAUUGGGACGCAGAAGUAGGAGCAUUCUGAUUUCCCCAGCAAAGUCUCCGCCCAUUGACCUGACGCAGUCUGUACCUGAGCCCCUGAGCCCCAGGGCCCAGGAUCCUCUGCGCCGUGUGAAGAAGGAGGGCGAAGUCAUCCUCUUACUGGAUUCAGAUGAGGAGUGGGAGCUGGAGCACAUCAAGACAGAGUCCGUUUCUAAAGACUCUCCAGGAGGGAAAAUUCCAGAAGUUAGCCCCAGGCCCUCUGACCUGUUGUCAGUCAUUGAUGUAGAGGGAGAUCAAGAACAUUUCCCAAGCCCACCGAAGAGAGAGGCCGGGCUGCAGCAGGAAGAGGAGGGGCAGCUGGGAGACCGGCCUGCGCCGGGCCACAGACACAUCCCCUGGCUCUUCUGCAGCCAGACACCCAGCCUGGGUGAGGACAGCGCUACCGAGAGCUCCUGGCUGGUGCCUGCCACCCCCGGGGCCAGCAAGAGUCGUGAUCGCUCAUCUCAGACCCAGAUCAGAAGCCUUAAGAUCAGGACUCCAUCAGGUGAGACUGCUCAGCAAACACCAAGGCCUCCCGUGCUGGAAGCAGCCCAGAAGUUCUCUGUGAUCAUGCCACAUACACAGCCUGUUACUGUAGGAGCCUCAGACACCAGAAGACAGGCUUACAGAAGCCCUUCCCGUCCCUACCUCAGACGCCACAAGCUCUCUUCUUCACAGCCAUCAUGUCCUGUUCCUGAUUUUACCAGCUGGUGCCAAAAAUCCUCCUCACCUAGACCAUGCCCACCAAAUCCGCCUGCAGCCGAUGAAGUGGUAGAAGUUGGGGACAGUGAUGAUGAGCAGGAGGUGGCUUCCCAUCAAGAAAACAGCAGCCCUGUGCUAGAUGGUGACCCCCCAGGUCCCAUGGGUGACUACUGUUGGCAUGAGCCUCUUUCACCAAUUCCAAUUGACCACUUGAACCUGGAGCGGACUGGCCCCUUGAUCACAAGCAGUCCAGGCAGUCAGGUCCAGGAGGCUCUACAGAGUGAUGGCUGGCACUCCCCAGGACUUGGCACCACCCCCAUCCGAGGAAGCUGUGGUGCUCUCAGAGAGUCUCAAGAGCAGUCCUCACAGGCUGGCUCUCCAGAGAGCAGCAAACUGAGUGUCCUUAGCCAGGCUCUGUGGGAUGACUGGGAUGAGGAGGAAGGACAUUCUCCAGAGGCCCCACCUGUGGCCCAAAUGCUGAGUGCCAGAACUCGGAAGCCAGACAGGCCAGAGACACCAAAAGGUGCUAACCAGAGAAAGAACUUGCCCCCCAAAGUGCCUGUAACCCCAAUGCCAAGGUAUUCGAUCAUGGAGACCCCAGUGCUGAAGAGAGAACUGGACAGGUUUGGAGUCCGUGCUCUGCCCAAACGCCAGAUGGUUCUAAAACUGAAGGAGAUUUUCCAGUACACUCACCAGACUCUGGAGUCAGACUCUGAGGAUGAGAUCCAGUCCUCCCAGGUACCCCCAGGGGUAGCUCGCAGCCAGGCAUCGAACACUGAGACCUGCAACCCUUCAAGGUCAGGAAGUUACACCCAGCUCAAGGCCACUGCAGGUCUCCGGACUCAAAGAUCCAAGGGCCCCAGUAAAAGGAAGAGCCUUCAACAUCAGGAGGAGCAGCUCGGUGAAAGCAUUUCCCACCCGAGCAGGUCACCAGCUGGGGAGCCUUCACGCCCUGAUGGUGACGCCCAGCUCCCAGCCUCCCAGGAGUGCAUGGCUACCUCUGUGGAUGGCAGCGACAACUCCUUUAGCUCUCAGAGCUCCUCUGGUGAGUUUGGGGCUGCCUUGGAGUCUGUAGGCGAAGACAAGGAUGAGGAGGAUGGCGUCACCGCGUCACAGGUAGCGAUGCAGGCCCCAGACACAGAGGAGGCGGUGAGGCGCUACAUCUGCUCGCAGCCUGCCCUGCACAGGAAGGUCCUGAUGUACCAGCCUCUGCAGCUGGCUGAGCUGCAGGCUGAGCUGAAGCAGAACGGCAUUCCUGUGGCCAUGGGCAAGCUGCUGGACAUCCUGGAUGCUCAAUGUGUCACCUUCACGACUGCUGCCGCCCGCAAGGAGAAGCUCAGACAGAAGAGGCGGCAGCCCUCGGGCCGAAAGAAAAAGGAUCAGAAAUGACCGUCCUCCACCCAGUUAGACCUGCCAGAGGCCUGAGCACCUAGUGUAAGGGAGGCCUCCACAGUAUGUCGUAGGACGUGGACCUGUGUCUGUGUAAAGGACAAGAAGUCUUCUGCACUCUAACUGUGUGUGUCACCCUUGGUCUCAGAGCAGACCCUCCCCCCUCAGCCAGCACUAGUUUUCCCCCUUUGGCCCAAGCAGGGUCCCCAUCCUAUGUGUACCUGAAAGGCAGUGGGCCAUACCAGCUGACCAGGCCAAGACCCAAGCCUCUUCUCUUGCCAGUGUCCAGCACAGCCAAGCACACCACGGCGGACCAGACAGGAUGGGCAGCCUGCACCACUAUUGUCAUAGGUGCUCUUCCGCCCUGUGCCUGCCCAGACACUUGCCACUGUCACCAGCAUUCUUCAAGUAGGACUGUGAGUAGGGCCCAGUACAGCUUUGAAGACCCCCAAAGUAAGCAUGUUUGUGGGCUCUGCCCAUUUGUGUUAGGCCUCUUUGACCCAGUGUGGACUCUGGGACCAGAAAAAACCCAGAAGUUUGGAUUUCUACAGCUUGUGAAUGUCCUUAUGUGUUUUAAAUACAGUGAAGUUGUUUUAUAUGAUGUGCAAUAAAAAACAAAGAAGGCUUUAUUUAAAAAAAAAACAAUAAA